This is a messenger RNA of Leguminivora glycinivorella, 5436 nucleotides long. It is a transcript of the gene SLO2, whose product is annotated as potassium channel subfamily T member 1. The record is from RefSeq and is a predicted model, not a curated record. The coding region runs from base 321 to 4694 and encodes 1457 amino acids. Gene Ontology annotation, biological process: potassium ion transport. Gene Ontology annotation, molecular function: intracellular sodium-activated potassium channel activity. Gene Ontology annotation, cellular component: membrane. The transcript has 24 exons. Lineage: Eukaryota; Metazoa; Arthropoda; Insecta; Lepidoptera; Tortricidae.
UGCAAGAAAGCUAAUCGUUUGACGAAAGGAAGCGAUAAGGCGGCACCACGUUUCGCCACAGCAAAUUACGUUAUUCAAAUCAUUUUCCGGCAAGAGGUUCGCCGUCAACUGUUCGCGGCCCAUCUGUAAAAGCAUCGUCAUUGAGUCGAAUAGAAGCGUCGCCGAGACUGUCGGGAGCGGGAUCCGAAUGCGGCCGCGGCGGGGGCGGCGGAACGGCCACCGGCGGCGUCCGCCCCGGGUACGGCUACGAGGCGCUCUCGGCCGCGAGCGAUGGCAGCGAGGGCGAGCCGGAGGAUGCGCCCGAGUACACCGCCUUCGAGAUGGAACUGUCAGGCGGUGGCGAGUCCGCCGAGGGGCCUUCAUCAAGGGGCUCGGCUAAAGUUAACUUCCCCCCCGACGUGGAACUAGAGAGACGUCCCACCGCUACCGCCGCCACCGCCACGUAUCACCGCGGCCGAGGGCGGUCGAUGAGCGCUUGGAGCGAUAUCAGCCGAUCUAGCAUACGCUUUGAAGAAAGAGUACGUGUGGAGUACUACGUAAACGAAAAUACUUUUAAAGAAAGACUGCAACUAUAUUUCAUAAAAAAUCAACGAUCGAGUUUACGUAUUAGAAUAGCGAACUUGUUUUUCAAACUUCUGGCGUGUGUCUUGUAUAUUUGCCGCGUCGUCGCCGACGGAGAUCCUAUUACUGCUUCCUGUUACGGAUGUAAGGUCGGAAAUAAGACUGAAUUUGAAUAUUCCGCAAAUUUAACGGAGGAGGAGUUUCAAGAGCACCCGAUUAUCAACUGGGACGGCAUAAUAUGGGUCAACAGACCGCUCUACCUAUGGGGAGUGCAAGUCAUACUAGCUAUGAUCUCGUUCACGGAAGCUAUUCUCUUAGCUUAUUUAGGAUAUAAGGGAAACAUCUGGCAACAAGUUCUGUCAUUCCAUUUCAUUUUAGAAAUGGUAAACACCAUACCCUUUGCCUUAACUUUGCCGUUUCCACCACUACGGAAUUUAUUUAUACCAGUGUUUCUAAACUGCUGGCUAGCGAAGCGAUCUCUCGAAAAUAUGUUUAAUGAUCUUCAUCGAGCGAUGCAAAAAUCUCAAUCCGCUCUUUCACAACAACUGAUGAUCCUUUGUGUAACACUAUUGUGCCUCGUUUUCACAAGCGUAUGUGGCAUCCAGCACUUCCAGAGGGCGGGGCACCGCCACCUGAACCUCUUCCAAGCCACCUACUUCGUGGUGGUGACCUUCUCCACGGUGGGGUACGGCGACUUCGUGCCCGACAUCUGGCCCUCGCAACUUUACAUGGUGAUCAUGAUCGGCGUCGCGCUCGUCGUGCUGCCCACGCAGUUCGAGCAACUCGCAUUCACUUGGAUGGAGAGGCAAAAACUAGGCGGUUCUUAUUCCUCCCACCGUGCCCAGUCCGAGAAACACGUUGUAGUCUGUUCAACAACACUCCACGCUGACACUAUCAUGGAUUUCCUAAAUGAAUUCUAUGCCCAUCCAUUGCUUCAAGAUUACUACGUCGUUUUACUAUCACCGAUGGAAUUAGAUACAACGAUGAGAAUGAUUUUGCAGGUGCCAAUUUGGGCUCAACGCGUCAUUUACAUACAAGGUUCGUGUCUUAAGGACACUGACCUAAUACGAGCACGCAUGAACGAAGCCGAAGCAUGCUUUGUGCUAGCGGCCAGGAACUAUGCCGACAAGACUGCCGCCGACGAACACACAAUACUAAGGUCAUGGGCGGUUAAAGAUUUUGCACCGGAUGUUCCUCAGUACGUGCAAAUAUUUAGACCGGAGAACAAAUUACAUGUUAAAUUCGCUGAAUUCGUAGUAUGCGAAGACGAAUUCAAGUAUGCGCUAUUGGCCAACAACUGCACGUGUCCCGGAGCGUCCACGCUCGUCACGCUGCUGCUGCACACUAGCCGGGGGCAGGAAGGCCAGCAGUCCCCGGAGGAAUGGCAUCGACUGUACGGGAAAUGUUCCGGAAAUGAGAUAUAUCACAUAGUCUUGGGAGACAGUCGAUUUUUUGGAGAAUACGAAGGGAAAAGUUUUACAUACGCAAGUUUUCAUUCUCACAGAAAGUACGGUGUGGCCUUAGUGGGGGUACGUCCUGCGGAAUUACCAGAAUUUUAUGAAGAGACGAUACUUUUAAACCCCGGUCCUCGUCAUAUCAUGAAAAGUAGUGACACCUGUUAUUAUAUGAGUAUCACGAAAGAAGAAAAUUCCGCCUUUGUUAUAUCAGAGAAACAGAUCGAAAACAAACCUACAAUACCAAAAGACCAAACCGCAUGUAGUCUGCUUUCGAACGACAAGAAGGCAGGCGAUCCGGAGGAGGGCUGUGGCCAGCAGAAAAACACUGACGGUAGUAACGUCGCUCAAUACGAACUCCCACAAGUGAUUCUCCAAGCUCCCGCGAGUUCCACACCAAACGCAUCGCCAUCACGCAUCAACCAAGCUAAUACUGUAUCAUCCGCUAAGUUAACUGUCGCUGGCUCUAAAUAUGGAGAAGGCACCUCUGCAUCGGACUCUAGAACGUGUUUGAAAGAUUCACCUGGUACAGAUAGUGCCACUGAUAGCCACCUACUAUUGCCCAAGCCGGAUAACACAAAUUUCCUCAGCCCGGACGCCCUGAAUUAUCGAAGAGGGAGCCGGCGGCCGUCGAUCCUGCCGGUGCCGGACAUGGUGACGAGCAGCCUGAGCAUCCCGUGCGACGCGGCGGACGAGGACGCCGCCGAGAGCGAGGACGAGCUCGAGGACGACGUGCCGUGGCGCUCGCCCUCCGAGAAGAUCGCCGAUGACGUCACCACUAGCAGCUUCUCGUCGCUGGCGGGCAGCGAGACGCCGCACAGCGCCUGGCGUAACGACUUCACCAGGAUCGUAAAAGGGUUUCCCCCCGUGUCGCCAUUUAUCGGCGUAAGUCCGACACUGUGCUACUUGCUCAAAGAAAAGAAGCCAUUGUGCUGUCUGCAGCUGGCGCAGGUGUGCGAGCACUGCGCCUACAGAAACGCUAAGGAAUACCAAUGGCAAAACAAAACCAUCAUCCUAGCUGCGGACUACGCCUCCAACGGGAUUUACAACUUUAUAAUACCAUUGAGAGCACAUUUUAGAUCGAAAACGUCGUUAAAUCCAAUUAUAUUGUUGCUGGAGAGAAGACCGGACAUUGCAUUUUUAGAUGCUAUAUCUUAUUUUCCAUUGGUCUAUUGGAUGCUUGGAUCCAUCGAUUGCCUCGACGACUUGCUCCGAGCAGGAAUAACGUUGGCUGAAAACGUAGUCGUAGUGAACAAGGAACUCUCCAACUCUGCAGAAGAAGACAGCCUGGCAGAUUGUAACACUAUAGUGGCGGUGCAGACAAUGUUCAAGUUUUUUCCAUCCAUCAAAUCGAUAACGGAAUUAUCACAGUCAUCCAAUAUGCGUUUCAUGCAAUUUAGGGCACAUGACAAGUACGCCUUGCAUUUGUCUAAAAUGGAAAAGCUGGAAAAGGAGCGCGGCUCACAUAUUUCAUACAUGUUCCGGCUGCCGUUCGCCGCCGGCUCGGUGUUCUCCGCCUCCAUGCUGGACACUUUGCUCUACCAGGCGUUCGUCAAAGACUACGUCAUUACGUUCGUCCGGCUUCUACUGGGCGUGGACCAAGCUCCUGGAUCAGGAUUUUUAACUUCUAUGAAAAUAACAAAAGAAGAUAUGUGGAUUCGUACGUACGGUCGGCUAUAUCAAAAAUUGUGUUCGACUUCGUGUGAAAUCCCAAUCGGGAUCUAUCGCACGCAGGACACGAGCUUAGCCGAUCCCUCUCACCACCAGGACGAGGGAGAAGGAGGUUUCCCGGCGUGCGGGCGGCGGGAGGCCACCGGCUGUCUCGGCGGCUGCUACGGGGAACGCACGCCGGCGUAUUCUACAAGUCUUGCUGACGAAGCAAGAGACAAUCAUGCGCAGCAAAUAGAAAGAGCAGAAAUCGCAAACCUAGUACGCUCGCGUAUGGAAUCCUUGAACCUUACUGGAAUCGACUACGAUGAUGUGAGCGAGAAGAGGAACAGUUUGUCCUACGUUAUUAUCAACCCAAGUUGUGAUCUUAACAUACAAGAAGGAGAUAUCAUAUAUUUGGUGCGGCCGUCCCCUUUCUCAGCACAAAAAACCUUUGAGAGACACAAUAGCCGACGAAAAUCAAAUAUUAGUUUCUGUUCUCAAGCUUUAAUUCAAGCGCAGAGCGUUGCCAGCAGAAGAGGGUCCGGUAUCGGUGCCACGUUCACCCAACCCAGAGCUCCACCGCUCUGCACAACAAAAGCCAAUUCCUUGUCUUUGCCGGAUAGUCCAACUAUCAUAACGGAUUUCAGAGGACGGUCCAAUUCACUUCGAGUAGUAGAUGACAUACUACUGCGGAGAUCUAAUUCGUUAAGACAAAGUCUCAGUGGCGUUGGCUCUCGCCGAAGAAAGAGUAGUCUCGAAGAAAUAGGCAUAUCACAUUUCAAUUCCUUAUUGCAACAUCAGCAACAACAGCAACAGCAAAACGCCAAUGCAAUAAAAAUCGCUUUGAACGGUAGUAUUGGGUUAGAGGUUACACCGCCGGAGGAAACGCCCCCCGAGAGGUUUCCAGGGACGAGCAUGGGACUCGGCGGGUACCAGGAGGCCGCCGCGGCUCUGCCCUCCACGUCGAUAGGCGCGGGCGGCCCGGCGCCCACGCCAGACACUCAACACCUGCAAGGAACUAUUGUAUGAUACCACCUAAUGUGGGGACGACGACUAAGCUCCGUGAUAAGAAAUAAGUGGACGUAAAUUGACUACUCGACAUGUCACUGAAUCCCUGGAUACACGGAGCCUUUUUACAGUAGCGUCUCUACUUGCUUAUACGUAGCAACUUAGUUUGAAAAAAUAAGUGAUUUAAUAAUUAAUUUAUAACUAGGAAUGGUAGCUAACUGCUAAAGAAGCUGUGUAAUUUAAGCGGGAUCAAUUAGAUACUACUAUAAGCGGGAUAGUUAUACAGCAUAAUAUAGUAAUGUACAUAGCAGAGCUUUUACGUUCGUAAUUAACCAUGUAAAUGUACAUAGAUAGUAUUAAAACCAAGAAAGAAUUCUUAUUUAUUAUUGUUAUGUGUAAAUAUGGACUAUAGGUUAAAUAUAUACUGAAGAAUUACAUUUUAUUUAUUAAGUAUAUUUUACUGACCAAUAAAAAUGACUACUUUAAUCAUUACAUAGUAAAUUGAAUGUCCUUUUAACUCUUUAUUAUUGAUAGAUUGGGUCAAGUAAGUCACCAAAUAUUCUAAAGUAUGAAUGUACACAAAAGUUUAUUUAGAUCUUUAGUUGUAGAGCUUAUUAUACCUGACAAUAUCAUGUAAUUGUAAUCUUUAUCUGUGUUUUUAUAUACAAUAUAAAACAACUUAGUCCGUUUCACUCUGUAAGAGUAUCGAUAGCUGCCUUUUGUGUAUAUUAUAAGAUAAAUAUAGAUUUGAACAAAAAACAUA